GUGAAACCUUCGCGACCUUUCGCUUUAUCGUUGCUAUCCUUGACCAGCCUCAUCCCACGGCACUCUCGUUCUAGCUAACCCGCCAGAUUAUAACUCUAUCAUGCACGGCGACGAUAUAUUGGACGACGUCUCCAUCGCAGCCGAAGCAGACGGCGCCAUCCGCACUUUGACGGGUGGUAGCAAGACCAAGGCAUCCCCCUCCGCCGACGUCGUUGGCAGGUGGAGUAGCAGCGGGCUUAACCGCCCGAGCACCGCCCCCCCCAAGCGAUUUCAACCGCCUAGUGCUGUGGGUACGCAUUGCCUUGACGGUCAACUUCAGAAUCCUUCAACAAGACUCCACCUCAACACGUCACACUCGCGACCCGCCAGCGCCAAGCCUCGUCCUACAGCAACACCAGGAGGUGUGAUUCACGGCACUCAUGCAGUCACAACGACCUCCAAACAAGGUCAAGACACGUUUCGGCCGAUAUCUGCGCCAUCCAAUCGCAACCUGUCCGUGUCCAAAGUGUACUUGAAGAAAGCGGCCAACGACAAGCGCGCUCGCGAACGCGACUUUGCUACGGAAUUGUUUCAAGAAAAAGCAGACUAUGAGCGGAAAAUCGCCCUGAAAAUCGGCCAAGCCAACAAACUCAUGCGACGCCACAACAUUCCAAAGGUGUAUUCACAAACCAAGAACCGAGACAACUUCAUUCUAGUCAAAGUCGUCGAAGGCCACCACGAGCGCGUCAUGAGCGCCGACGUGUUUUAUAUCCUUUUUGUCCGCGACUACUCCUGUAGUCGACCCAUUCAUGUGUCUUCCGUUUCUUUAACUGCAAUCUCUUGAAUGUGCACUGCGCGAAUUCGACAAAGUUGCCACCGAGUUGGUCAGUCAGCGAGAAACUGGCGGUGACACGCACAUCUCGGACAACAACAACUACCCAUCGACAGCCAGCGCAAAACCAGCCAAGGCGCGCAUGCACUCCAAGAAAGAUAUCCAGGACGGACUGCGCCUCGUGCUCAAAGGCACGAUUGAACUCACGGCGAUCCUCGAAGAGCAACUGUUUGAGCUGCAGCGCAAGGGCUGGAACACGACCAACCAGUACGCCGGUCGUAAUUCAAACAUACAAUAAGCACAAACAUCUACUUUUUCUGUCGUCCA
Aphanomyces astaci is the source of this 1138-nucleotide messenger RNA. RefSeq lists its product as hypothetical. The transcript has 9 exons. The record is from RefSeq and is a predicted model, not a curated record. The coding region runs from base 101 to 823 and encodes 240 amino acids. Lineage: Eukaryota; Oomycota; Saprolegniomycetes; Saprolegniales; Verrucalvaceae.